GGACUCUGUGCGCCCCGCGGAGGUAAUUGGCCGGAGCAGUGCCACCCAAAGAGCCACUGCUAAUAUAACUGCGUUGGCUGAGCCCCCUGAGCAUACAUUAAAUGGGAGGGGUGGCUGUAUAGGGACUGAGGAAGCAAGGAUCCCAUGACGCCCAUAGCUCCACAGUGACAUCAUCGGGUCUAAAAGAAGCGCAAGAGGGAGAUGGGAGGCACCUCACUUAUUAGAUUUCGUCGUAAGGUCCUGUUCACAAGUGAAGAUGCCUCUGCGCCUCUGCGAGGAAAUCUGUGAUGUGCGCCAGCGGAGCGGCUGAAUCAUCCCGGCAUCCGGGUGAACUUCCAAAAGACAAGAGGACCAGAGAACAACUCCUGAAACGCAGAGGCUGAAGUUGCUCUGUGGGAAUCAUUUCACUUCUGGGGAGACAGCGCGUUUUGACAAAACAUCUGGCUUCGUGCGCAGGGCUGGACAGACCGAGUUUAACUUUGUGUUCUCUCUUGUUCGAUUGACUGGAAACGCUGGCAUCAGCGAAGACUAUUCUACGCACUGAAACACUUUUGUCGUUUAUUAUUAAAUCGUUGUAAAUAUUUCAUUAGAUUACUUUCAUCUGUCCAAACCAUUCGUUGUUCGACAGUCAGAUGAGGCGUUCAGUUAUGCGCGCGUCUCCAAGCCAGGACGCACGGAGAUUGCACAAGUGACGAUAUUUACUCAGAUAUCUUAUAGACUAUUCAGUGUCGCUUCGCUGUAAACGACGUCAAUAUAGGUUAUGGUGAAUUGAAUUCUAUUCGACUUCAAGACUGCUUUUAAUCCACCGAGAGAAAAGGAUUAAUCAUCGUGACCUAAAGAAGUUUUAGUUCUCUGGGCUGCGUUGUAACUCGAAGCAGCAAUUGCCUCAAAUGUUUCUUCUGUUUUGAAGGGGGAAUAUAUUCUACAAAAUGACAUGGCUUUUUGAUUAAAAAAAAAAAAAAAAAAAAAGACAGAAAAAAAUAACUCGCCGACCUGCGUCUUUACGCACAGCCCAGGACAUUUUUUUCGUGCUUAAAAUGGACUUGGAAGACCUGCCGUGGAAGAUACAGGGGAGCGAUUAUCUGGAAACAACACAGAGGCAAAACUAGAAGAACUGAGACUCCUGGAAAUAUUAUCCCAGCAUGGCCUCGGUUCUGGACAGCGGCUGCUCCAUGGAGCUGAGCGGCUGGAACAGCAGCGUGAGCAUUCCCGGAGCCUCCGUGCCCUGCAACCAGAGCGUCCUGAAGCUCGCCCCUUACUCCCCUGAAGCCACGGCGGCAUUUGCCACAGCCAUAACCCUGAUGGUCCUCUUCACCAUCGUGGGGAACAUCAUGGUCAUCAUCGCCGUCCUGACUAGCCGGUCACUCCGAGGUCCGCAGAAUCUGUUCCUGGUGUCACUGGCUGCUGCGGACAUUUUGGUGGCCACUCUCAUCAUCCCCUUCUCUCUUGCCAAUGAACUGCUUGGCUACUGGUACUUCAAGUCUCUGUGGUGCGAGAUCUACCUGGCACUCGACGUGCUCUUUUGCACCUCCUCCAUCGUGCACCUGUGCGCCAUCUCAUUGGACCGCUACUUAUCAAUCUCCAGGGUUACCUACGGGCGUCAGCGGACUCCCCGGCGCAUCAAAGCGGCCAUCGUGGUAGUGUGGCUCAUCUCUGCCAUCAUCUCAUUCCCUCCUCUGCUCUCACUGAACAAAAGUGAGGGGGGCGACGAAGGGAGCGAGAGGGGACCCCAGUGCCAGCUGAAUGAUGAGCGCUGGUACAUCCUUUACUCUACCAUUGGCUCCUUCUUCGCCCCAUGCCUCAUCAUGAUCCUAGUCUACGUGAGAAUUUACCAAAUAGCCAAGCAGAGAACACGCUGCCCACCAGGAGAGCCCAGGAAGGAUGGGGUCAGUGCAACACCAAGUCAGCCUCCACAUCAUGUACAAGCCAACGGGAAGGAUGAUGAAGAAAGCACACCCCCUUCAUCUAACAAAACCUCAAACGCCAGACCCCCAACCCUCGCUAUCACCCCUUCUCCAACCCCAGCGGAGUCCCAAAGUUCCCAGAAUCCCACUCCCAAUAAUCUCCUGCAACCCCCAUCCCCUGCUCCAGCCAUGUCCCCUGUCGCAACUCCCUCCUCUGUGCCUCAGCCAGCCCCCAAGACGAAGGGGAUGGGGAAGAAAGGCAAGCGUCAGGCGGGGAAAAAGGCCGACAACAACAACGGUGACAGUUCAAGCACAGACAGCGACAUGGAGCACAGCCAGGGAGGAGGUCGUGGCAGCGCCAGCAUGCCUGGUUCACCUGCUGGAGGGGGGAUCCACUCCCCGGCCUCAGUCAAACGCUACCGGGACAUGAUCGCUACAUCAAAGGGGGCUCGGCUGGUGCCAGGGAGGAAGUCAAAAAAAGACAAUAACCCCGGAGCAGCGAGGCGUAAAGCCAUGGUGAACAGAGAGAAGCGCUUCACCUUCGUCCUGGCAGUGGUCAUCGGUGUCUUUGUGGUGUGCUGGUUCCCCUUCUUCUUCUCCUACUCUCUGCAGGCAGUGUGCCCGGAGGCCUGCUCCAUCCCGGGUCCACUUUUUACAUUUUUCUUCUGGAUUGGUUACUGCAACUCCUCACUCAACCCGGUCAUAUACACCAUCUUCAACAAAGACUUCAGAAAGGCCUUCAAAAAGAUUCUGUGCAGAAGCACCAAGGGCACUUUCUUUUAGCAUACGUAGAAACCCGCUGUAUAGAACAUGGACCCCGGCAAUGCCGUUUUCUGAGGCGUAAAAAAAAACAAAAAACCCAACAACUAACAAUCAUUUAAAUUUUUCAGAACACUCAAAGGGCUGUUUAAAAAAAAAAUCUUUUGAACUGAGGAAAUUCCAGCAUCAGUAUCAGAACUGCAACGCACUUCUACAGCCGCAGUGUGCAAACAGGCUACAUGGACUGUGAACUAAAUCUUAACAGGAUGUGGACUGAAAACAGGACAUGAAACUGCUUAGCGCUUCAGUAUUGCUGAUAAGAUUUUGAACUCAAAGUUUUAUCCCUGCAUCAAAUUGAAUAAUGACUAAUGACGGGAGACAAGAGCGAUGCAGCAUCUCAGAAGAAAUGUACACACUCUGCAUCAAAUUGAAGCGAGAACUGACUCUCCCGUGCAAAUGCGAACUGUUUCAUAUAUUAUAUAAAAACGUUUUCUAAUUAUUAAGGACUCCAGGACUAAGAAGGAAAAGUGACCUUAGAGUGCUGUGAGCCUAGGGCCUCCUGUUUAUCAAUAAAGAGCACAAGGAGCACACAAGAUUAGUGGUGAUUUCUUACGUCUGCAGUCUUAAUUUGCCCAGCUGCAGGGCAAACAUGUGUUCCUCGGUUUUUAUCUAAAAGUGCAACAACAAGAGAAGUAUUUCUGACGAUAUCAGAUGUGAUAGCACAAACAAGAGUGCCCUUUCAGUCUCGUGGACUUCAGUGUGGAAAGCCUUCAUGUCAGACACCUUUGCUCUUUGCUUGGCAUGCAUCCUAAUGGACUCUCAGGUUGUUUAUAGGGACUCUCCUGGCUUUUCACCCUUCCUGAAAUGCACAAUAAUGUAAAGACUGGUGGCGUUUGGACUUAAUAGACGCAUUACUUGUCUGUUAAGUCCAAAUCUCGAGAUGUCACACCUCAUCUUCUUAGCUUGCUGUUCCCUGCUUUUCACUUAACCCUGGACUGUCACAUUCACGGACUGAGCGUCUCUUCCAGUGAACUGCCUCAGUGUUCGGACAUUUAAUCAAAACUACUUUGAGCCUCUUGAAUCUCGUUUCGGAGGUCAUUCGUAGUAUCUAACGGGAGGUACAUUUGAUGAAGACUGAAAAAAAAAAAAAAGAAAAAGAGAGAGAUCCUUGUUAUUUAACUCGUGAACAUUAAUUUCCAGAAAUCCUGCUUCCUGAUGAGCGGCAGUAUUUACCAGGUAGACAUUCGCGGUGAUUGUAAAGGACAGAUGAACAAUGCAAUUAUGGAUGUGUGAUGUUGCCCCUAAUUACGCCUACGCGGGUUACACCGAAGACCGUUAGGCUGAGUCACUCUUUUUACCAGCGCCUCUGGCAGCACAUCAUCAGCUGCAGUGGGCCUCUACAUGGCACAUUUGGUCUGUUGCUGAGAGGCAAAGAGACGAUGAAUGGUACAUUUAUUUUUCUCACCAAGACACAGAGGCUCUGUCAGUUUCUUCAGCUAAAAAGAAAAAAGAAAGAAAAGAAAAAAGAGAACAUAAAAAAAAGAAGAAAAUGUGUCUGUAACUGUGAACAGCACACAGGCUUAUUGACUCAAUGGGACAAGGGCUGUCAGCAGCAACGCGUCAAUUUACUAAUUGUCUACUUCUGCUGACCUGUGUGUGUGUGUGUGUGUGUGUGUGUGUGUGUGUGUGUGUGUGUGUGUGUGUGUGUGUGUGUGCAUGCGUGCCUGCAUGUGUGUGUGUGUGUGUGUGUGCGUGCGCGUGUAUGACUUUAAUGUUUUCCUGUAGAAAGUGUCUGGCUGCUAUAUACUACAGAUCAACUGUAAUAUUGAUAUGAACAGAUAUUCUCUGGUGCAGCCAUCUCAUUGCUGUCGGUCACGUGAAAGUUCCACCCGGUGGAAAGAUCAGUAGUAUAUCGCUAUGCUGAGAAAGUCUUACUGAAAGUCUGUGUUUACCCAUGAUAUUGAGUACAUGGCUUUUUAGUGAUCACCCUCAAGGGACCAAAGAGCCUUACAGGACACCAGCCUGACUUAGUGAAAACCUGGCUCUGUGUUGCUUUAAUGAGGUUUUUAUUUGGUGUGUGUGACGAGAGGCAAAGAUUGAAAACACUGUAUUAUUUAUUUCAGAACUAUUUUUGUGUUUUCUGUCCGUUACCUAUUUAUUGUCGAGUUUUAUUCUGAAAAAUCGAGCAAAUGGAAACCGGUCAAAGAGUUAGAACAAUGUACAGAUAUUCUGUUUUGUUUGUUUGUUUUUUUUAAUCUUGAACGAGAGCAAAACCGAUGCCUGUCGUCAAACUCUUGUCAAACAUUUAAGUUCGGAGGACGUGUCUUUGUUGAAAUGAUGGAACGUGGCCUCCGAGUUUUGUGCAUAGUGAAGAAUCUACAAUGCAGCGUCUGUCGUCAUGGCUUCAUCUUAGUUAGAGUACAGUAAAAUCAUGUUCAAUCAGACGUACAAAGACAUUUAUGGAUGUGCAAUUUAUCAGCAACGAGAAAAUCUCUCCUCGUCAGUGCCAAACUUUUAGUGGAAAAGAAAUCAAACAUGAAAAUGCCAACGUCACCCGUAGCCAGUUUCAGUUGGAUGACAACUUCCCCAGAGCUGCUGGGAUAUUUAAAUAACUGAUUGAACCAAAUGGUUGGUAGUGAGAGCUCUGUGCUAUUAUACAACUGUUCCCUGCCCUCAUUUUUGAAAUGACUAUUUUCUCUCUGCAAAUACAGCUAUAGCAACACAAUUAUGACAAAUAAUCGCCGCAGACGUCAUGGAUUCCUGGCUGUUUCCAAUAAACACUUGUUGCAAAUGCUGCUCAAACUACUCACCACUCAUGGUUUUUCUGUGGUGAGACUGCUGCUUUGUUUAUUUUAAAAAGUAAGAAAUAUGGCUUAAAGGUGACAGAUGCAGUAAUCUGUCUCCUGAUCGCCUUCCUUUUCCCCGAAGCCCCCGUGUAUUGUCUGUU
Messenger RNA from Mugil cephalus (flathead mullet), 5610 nucleotides. It is a transcript of the gene adra2b, whose product is annotated as adrenoceptor alpha 2B. Gene Ontology annotation, biological process: adenylate cyclase-activating adrenergic receptor signaling pathway. Gene Ontology annotation, molecular function: G protein-coupled receptor activity. The transcript has 2 exons. Bases 1143 to 2687 code for a protein of 514 amino acids. Gene Ontology annotation, cellular component: membrane. NCBI's taxonomy places the organism in Eukaryota, Metazoa, Chordata, Actinopteri, Mugiliformes, Mugilidae. The record is from RefSeq and is a predicted model, not a curated record.